This is a messenger RNA of Gracilinanus agilis (Agile Gracile Mouse Opossum), 2985 nucleotides long. It is a transcript of the gene NUB1, whose product is annotated as negative regulator of ubiquitin like proteins 1. The coding region runs from base 208 to 2052 and encodes 614 amino acids. Lineage: Eukaryota; Metazoa; Chordata; Mammalia; Didelphimorphia; Didelphidae. The record is from RefSeq and is a predicted model, not a curated record. Gene Ontology annotation, molecular function: protein binding. Gene Ontology annotation, biological process: regulation of ubiquitin-dependent protein catabolic process. The transcript has 15 exons.
UCCUGCGCCGAGGGCUAGGGCUUCGAGAAGGUCCAUCCUUCCUUCUUUCCUUCCAGCCAUCCAUCCUUCCAUCCUCGUUCUUGUCUGCAGAAGCAGACACGUCUCCCCUGGUCCCCCUCCUUCCAAACCUCCGGGCACUCAGGAGGGGGUGGUCACUUCCGGAAACCCCUUACCCUGGUCACCCAGGAAAGGCAAAUCCGCCCCGGGAUGGCACAAAAGAAAUAUCUGCAAGCAAAACUGACCCACUUCUUAAGGGAAGACAAAAUUCAACUUUGGAAACCUCCAUAUACAACUGAGAACAAAGAAGCUGGUUUGGUAUUGAAGGAACUUGCAAAGAAAUAUUCAGACAAGCUAGAAUGCUGUGAAAAUGAGAUAGAAAAAAUUAUUGAAGAAAUACGGUGUAAAGCAAUUGAACGUGGAACAGGAAAUGAAAAUUUUAAAACCACAGGUAUUGCUACAAUUGAGGUAUUCUUGCCUCCACGACUAAGAAAAGAUAAGAAAAGCUUGUUGGAAACCAAACUACACAUCACUGGCAAAGAACUGAGAUCACAAAUAGCUGAAUCCUUUGGAUUUCAAGAAAACUACAUUAAAAUAGUUAUAAAUAAGAAGCAGCUUCAAUUAGGGAAAACCCUGGAAGAGCAAGGUGUUACACACAAUGUGAAAGCGAUGGUGCUUGAACUCAAACAGUCUGAAGAAGACGCCCGAAGGAAUCUUCAGGAAGAAGAACUAGAGCAAAAUGAAGCUGACAAGAAAGAAAAGAGGAUGCAGAGAACAAAGAGAGGCCUAGAGAUACUGGCACAGAGAGCUGAGACUGUGGAUCCUGAAACAACUCCAUACUUAGAAAUAGCUAAUCAGACAGGCAGAUCAAUCAAAAUACCCACAGCAGAAAAAAAAGCCCUUAUGUUAGCUAUGGGAUAUCAUGAAAAGGGUCGAGCAUUUCUGAAAAGGAAAGAAUAUGGAAUAGCAUUGCCCUGUCUGCUGGAUGCUGACAAAUAUUUCUGUGAAUGUUGCAGAGAACUGGUGGAUACAGUAGAUAAUUAUGCAGUGCUUCAGCUGGAUAUAGUGUGGUGUUACUUCCGUCUGGGACAACUGGAAUGCCUUGAUGAUGCAGAAAGAAAGCUAAAUAUGGCCCAAAAAUGCUUUAAAAACUGCUAUGGGGAAAACCACCAAAGACUAGUCCAUAUAAAAGGAAAUUAUGGGAGAGAAAAGGUACUAUUUUUAAGACUUUAUUUGCUUCAAGGAAUAAGAAACUAUCAUAGUGGUAAUGGGGAGGAGGCUUCUGAAUAUCUCAAUAAGGCACAGCAACUCUAUGAAGAACUGUCUAUAGAUCCUGGCAAAGUUCACAGUUUGUUACAAUUGGGAUUUACUGCUCAGGAAGCCCGGCUUGGCCUAAGGGCUUGUGAUGGGAAUGUGGAUCAUGCUGCCACCCAUAUUACCAACCGAAGAGAGGAAAUUGCCCAAAUAAAGAAAGAAGAAAAAGAAAAGAGAAAAAGACGACUGGAUAACAUAAAUUCUUUGAAAGGAAUGGGCUACUCGGCUCAUGCUGCAAAAGAAGCUCUCCAUCAGGCUAGAGGAAACCUGGAUGAAGCACUUAAGAUUCUUCUGAGUAAUCCUCAGAUGUGGUGGCUAAAUGAUGCAGAUCCUGAGACUAGCAACAACCAGGAGCAUGUUUCUCAAGAAAAUGUUGAUAAGUUGGUAUACAUGGGUUUUGAAGCUGAGACAGCCAAGACAGCUCUCAGAGUAUUUAGAGGAAAUGUUCAACUGGCUGCUCAGACACUUGCUCAUAAUGGAGGAACUCUUCCCUCUGACUUACAAAUACCAUCUGAAGAUUCUUCUUCAACUUCAUCAACAAAAUCUCCUUCAGAUUCUGCUGGUACGUCUAGUGCCUCAACAGAUGAAGAUAUGGAAACAGAGGCAGUCAAUGAAAUCUUGGGUGAUAUUCCAGAACACGAAGAAGAUUAUCUUGACUCAACUCUAGAAGAUGAAGCAUUGGUUAUUGCUGAGUACUUAUCCUAUGUAGAGAAUAUAAAAUCAACAAGCCAGAAAAAGUAGAUGACAAAUUGAAAUAAGUACCUUAAUUUUGUGCUUAUAAAUUCUAUCUGUAUAAAAAAAUCCAAUACAGUCCUUCAUUUUUUUCUUCCUCCCUAUUGCUUGCUUUGACUACUUGAAUGAUCAUUCCCAGGAUAGGGACAGAGAAGAUAAAGGACUAUAAAACUAGGGACCAGCAAAACCCCUGAAAUGUUAGUAGUGGGUGGAGGGGGUGGGUGGGCAGGAAGGGAGAUUACUUUGGCCUGACUUGUCUUUUCUUGUCUUCAUUCAAAUCUGGCCUCCUCACCUUGGCCCACCUGGCCUGGCUUCUUUUCCCUGCAGGUAAUGUGAUUAGGUCAUGAUGAGUUAGCAAGGUAGUCACCAUGCUAGAGAGUGCUGUUGGGAAAGAACAGGGUUUACCCAACCCCUAGCACAGUAGCUGUAGACCAUGACCCUCUUUUCUCUUAGACUGUGCUCUGGAUUCUUUCUUCACAUAGUGCCUGUCCUUGCUUAUAAGCACCUGUGCCUUCCUGUAUCAACCUGGCUACUAUUGUCACUAGAAUUGUGUUUUAAAUUUCUAUUCCAUGUGCAAAAAAAGCAGAUGAAUGGGCUUCAGGUACAGAAUAAAAUAAUGGUAAAUGCCUGGAGCUUUUAAAUACCUUGAUUAUAUAGUAAAAUAUGCGUUUGAAAUUCAGGUCAGGAAUAUGCAUUCAGCAGUUUUGUUUUUUCACAGCUUCAAUUUAUUAAAUGGAAAGCAAAGCAACUCUAUUUUUAAUUAAUCUCUUCCAAAUCUGCACUGUCAUUUAAUGUCAUUGCUAGCAGAGAAAAAACUAUGUAGAGGAAACAAAUAUUUGAUGAUAGAUUUUUUUUUGUAUACUUAUAUUUCAAAGAGUUUAUUUCUAAGGGUAUGUGGUUAAUCUGUUUAGCGGAAUGAAUAAAUCCUUUUCAUAACACCAA